CAUAAGUAACCUCGUCCAAUUUGUUUGCCAACCAUGCAGAAAAUAGAAAGAUAAUUUUUCUUAAAACUUCUCUUAAUCAAAAAUUCUAAACAUAUGUAUAACAAAAAAUGGACUUGAAAGUUUUAUUUUUCUUAGGAACAGCUUUUUUAACUUCUGUUAUUAUAUCUGUUUGUAUCCUUUUAAUAGCCACGUCUAAGGCAUAUCCUUUAGUCGUUAGGAGUAAAAAAGAAAAAUAUUUUAUCGAUCCUAUUAGUGGGAAAGAAAUACAAUUUCCAACUAACAAUGAGAAAUCAUCAGUUCAUCUUAGUGUUAUAGUACCUGCUUAUAAUGAAGAAACAAGACUUCCUCCUAUGUUGGAUGAAUGUACAGAAUUCUUAGAGAAUAGAUGUAAAAAUUCAGAUUUUAAAUAUGAAAUAAUAGUAGUAAGUGAUGGCAGCACUGAUAAGACUGUGAAAAUAGCACAAGAGUAUUCCAAGAAACUGAGUACAGAUAAAAUAAGAGUGCUGGAUCUUGAGAAUAAUAGGGGUAAAGGAGGAGCUGUAAGAUUGGGUAUGCAAAGUGCAAGGGGCUCAGUAUUAUUAUUUGCAGAUGCAGAUGGAGCAACCAAAUUUUCCGAACUAGCUAAAGUUGAAGAGGGACUUUAUAAAUUAAUAAAAUGUAUUAACAAUAUUUUCGAUUCCAUAAAAAAUGUCUAUUUAAUUGAAAUAACUUAUCUUUUAGAUGAUUACCAAAAAAAUCCCUCAAUUGUUGAAGAAAAAUUAGCCAUUUCUAUUGGAUCUAGGGCGCAUCUUGAAAAAGAAGCCAUAGCAAAAAGAAACUUUUUCAGAACGAUAUUGAUGUAUGGUUUUCAUUUCCUCGUGUGGCUUUUUACAGUAAGAGGAUUGAAAGAUACACAAUGCGGUUUUAAAUUGCUUACCAGAGAAGCUUCAAGAAUUUGCUUUGAUAGUUUGCAUGUUGAAAGAUGGGCGUUUGACGUAGAAAUGUUAUAUAUUGCACAAAGUUUGAAAAUUCCUAUUUCCGAAGUAGCCGUUAAAUGGACUGAGAUCGAUGGUUCGAAAGUUACUCCGGUAUGGAGUUGGAUACAAAUGGGAGUUGAUUUAGGACUUAUUUGGUUGCGAUACACUAUUGGAGCUUGGAAAAUAAAACCAAUUAAAAAAGAUUAAUUCGAUCAAUACAUUUAUUGUAUAUUUUUAGUCAUGUAAUAAAAAACUACUAUUGUUCAUA
This is a messenger RNA of Diorhabda carinulata, 1224 nucleotides long. RefSeq names its product dolichyl-phosphate beta-glucosyltransferase (gene wol). NCBI's taxonomy places the organism in Eukaryota, Metazoa, Arthropoda, Insecta, Coleoptera, Chrysomelidae. The record is from RefSeq and is a predicted model, not a curated record. The transcript has 5 exons. Bases 108 to 1163 code for a protein of 351 amino acids. Gene Ontology annotation, cellular component: endoplasmic reticulum membrane.